Molecule: messenger RNA, 9202 nt
Organism: Phasianus colchicus (ring-necked pheasant)
Lineage: Eukaryota; Metazoa; Chordata; Aves; Galliformes; Phasianidae
Source: RefSeq, a predicted model, not a curated record
AAAAAAAAAAAAGCCAUUUUCUGGGCCAGCCAUUUCCUGAGUUCCCUUUGUUACUACUGCAGAUAUGUUUGAAUAAGAGCCUUUUCCCCUCCCCUCUCCUCAUCCUCCCCGUUCUGCCCUGCAGUGAAGUCACAAUCCGGUGUUUGUGGGCUCGCUGUGAUGUCACAGCCUCAGCCUUGUGACUUCACUCUGCUCAGGCAGAAGGUGCAGACGGGGCUGAGAGAGGAGAAAAAAGCCCCCUCCUCUUCCCUCCCCCCCUCCACCCUCUCGGUUUAUAAAACCAGUAGCUGAGAUAAAUCGGAAGGGGGUGGGGAGAAGCAGCAGGGAAAGCUGAGAAAGAUGCCAGAAAGUCUCGGUGAAGGGAACUGCUAAGGAAACCCCCUACUUACCACCUAAGGCUAGUUGCUGACUUACUGUUUCUGGAGAUGAGAUAAUGCUGGCUGAUUACAAACAGGGUGACUACCCUUUCUCAUCAGUGCAAGGAGAAAGCUGGCACCUCGGUCUGCAGCCUGAAGGAUGAAUCACACUGCAGGAGUGGGAAGCACUGCUGGUUUCAGAGAAGAGAAGUCAUCCCAAGGCUCACCCCCGCCUUCCCCUGUGUGGCCGCAGUGGGGGACUCCCGAGCCGCAGGCUGCUUCCACGGAGGGCUUUCGAGCUGUUGCUCUGCUGCUGAACAGCAUGCAGUCCUUUCGGGAGCAAAGUAGUUACCACGGAAACCAGCAGAGCUACCCGCAGGAAGUGCACGGAUCGUCCCGCCUGGAGGAGUUCAGCCCGCGCCAGCAGGCCCAGAUGUUCCAGAGCUUCGGAGGAGGUACUGGCAGUGGACGUCGCGGAGCAGCAGGAGCCUCUACAGCGAUGCCUGGUGAGAGCUCUGGCCAUCAGAGCUACCAAGGUUUCAGAAAAGAAGCAGGAGAGUUUUACUAUAUGGCUACCAACAAAGAUCCAGUGGCGUCAGGAGGGCAGCAGCCGCCUCAGCGCAGGCCUUCUGGACCGGUACAGAGCUAUGGGCCCCCUCAAGGGAGUAGCUUUGGGAGUCAGUAUGGGAGUGAGGGACACGUGGGCCAAUUUCAAACACAGCAUUCGACCCUUGGGGGAGUAUCCCACUAUCAGCAGGAUUACACUGGUCCUUUCUCUCCAGGGAGUGCUCAGUAUCAGCAGCAGGCUUCUAGCCAGCAGCAGCAGGUACAACAGCUGAGACAGCAGAUCUAUCAGUCUCAUCAGCCUUUACCCCAGGCUUCCAGCCAGUCUGCUUCUAGCACCUCGCACUUGCAGCCAAUGCAGCGUCCAUCCACCCUGCCUUCCUCUGCUUCUGGGUACCAGUUACGAGUGGGUCAGUACAGCCAACACUAUCAGCCACCUUCGUCGUCCUCGUCCUCCUCUUUCCCCUCCCCACAGCGUUUUGGCCAGUCAGGACAGAAUUAUGAUGGAAGCUACAGCGUGAAUUCUGGGUCACAGUAUGAAGGCCAUGCCGUGGGUUCCAAUACACAGGCAUAUGGGUCCCAGUCAAACUACAGCUUUCAGACUCAACCGAUGAAAAGCUUUGAGCAGUCUAAGCUGCCUCAAAGUGGGCAGCAGGGGCAGCAGCAGCAGCACCCACCUCAGCAUGUAAUGCAGUAUUCAAAUGCUGCCUCCAAGCUCUCUCUUCAAAGUCAAGUGGGACAGUACAGCCAGACUGAAGUUCCUGUAAGGUCACCGAUGCAGUUUCACCAAAACUUCAGUCCAAUCUCUAAUCCAUCUCCUGCUGCAUCUGUGGUUCAGUCUCCAAGCUGCAGCUCCACCCCUUCUCCUCUCAUGCCAGGUGGAGAAAAUCUCCAGUGUGGGCAAGGCAACAUGUCCAUGGGUUCUAGAAACCGAAUCCUGCAGAUGAUGCCUCAGCUUAGUCCUACACCAUCUAUGAUGCCAAGUCCCAAUGCUCAUGCAGGGGGAUUCAAGGGGUUUGGGUUGGAAGGACUGCAGGAAAAAAGGCUCACAGAUCCAGGGCUGAGUAGCCUGAGUGCCCUAAGUUCUCAAGUGGCCAAUCUGCCCAACACAGUCCAGCACAUGUUGCUUUCUGAUGCCUUGGCACCUCAGAAAAAAAGUUCCAAAAGGUCAUCCUCUUCAAAGAAGGCUGACAGCUGCACAAACUCAGAAGGCUCUUCCCAGGCAGAGGAGCAGCUCAAGUCCCCCCUGGCAGAGUCCCUCGAUGGUGGCUGUUCCAGUAGUUCAGAGGAUCAUGGGGAAAGGGUGAGACAGCUGAGUGGCCAGAGUACAAGCUCAGACACUACCUAUAAGGGGGGUAACUUAGAAAGAUCCAACUCGUCACCAGCACAAGGCUCUCAGAGUGAGCCCUCAAAACUCAGCACCAGCCCUGCAGCUAGGGAAGAUGUUGCCUCCCCUGAUGGGAAGGAAGCUGUGGUGGCAGUAGAAAAUACCCCAAAAGUGAAUGAAAAGGCAGUUGGAGUGAUUGUCUCCCGGGAGGCUAUGGCAGGUAGAGUAGAAAAGUCAGGUGGACAAGAGAAACCUGCACAAGAUGAUGUUUCCACAGCUACUCAGACACCAGUUAGUGCUAGUGGAACAAAGGAAGCUGGGCAUGCAGGGCCACAGCCAGAAGCUCAAGGAGGUACUAAGGGGAGCAAAAGUGGAGAUAACACUAACCAUAAUGGAGAGGGGAACAGCCAGCCCAGCCAUGCAGUUGUUGGGUCAAAUUUUCCUGUGAGAACAGAACCUUCCAAAUCUCCUGGCAGUUUAAGAUACAGUUACAAAGAUAAUAUAGCAGCUGGCAUACAGAGAAAUAUUGGUGGUUUUCCACAGUAUCCUUCCGGUCAAGAAAAAGGAGAUUUCCCAGGACACAGUGAGCGCAAAGGCAGGAAUGAGAAGUUUCCUAGCCUUCUGCAGGAGGUCUUACAGGGUUACCACCAUCAUCCAGACAGGAGGUAUUCUAGGAAUGCACAGGAACAUUCUGGGAUGGCUGGGAGUUUGGAGGGAGCCAUGAGGCCCAAUAUCUUAAUUAGUCAAGCCAAUGAAUUGACGAAUAGAGGCCUCUUAAAUAAAAGUAUGGGGUCUCUCUUGGAAGGCCCUCACUGGGGUCCCUGGGAUAGGAAGUCUAGCAGCGCAGCCCCUGACAUGAAGCAGAUAAAUUUAGCUGAUUACCCUAUUGCUAGAAAGUUUGAGAUGGAGUCUCAGUCGUCUUCUCAUGAAGGGGGAGCACUCUCGGAGAGGAGAUCAGUGAUCUGUGACAUAUCUCCAUUAAGGCAGCUUGUCAGAGAUCCUGGUCCUCACCCAAUGGGGCACAUGGGUCCCGAGGGCAGAAGUGGAAGGAGUGAACGUCUUGCCCCUGGCUUAAGCCAGUCAGUAAUACUCCCUGGUGGUUUAGUAUCCAUGGAAACAAAGAUGAAAGCUCACAGUGGGCAAAUAAAAGAAGAAGAGUUUGAACAGUCAAAGAGCUCAGUUAGUCUUAAUAAUAAAAAGACAGGAGACCAUUGUCAUUCUGCUGGCAUCAAGCAUGAGUCUUUCCGAGGCAAUGCUAGCCCUGGAGCUGCCGUCUCCGAUUCUGCUCCAGACUACAUUCCCCAGCAGGAGAGCAGAUCAACACAGCUGAGACGAGCACCUGGCAGAACUGGAAGCAGCAGGGGUAAAUCACCUUCUCAAUUUCAGGAUCUUGCUGAUAAGCUGAAAAUGUCACCGGGCAGAAGCAGAGGCCCAGGAGCAGAUCUGCAUCACAUGAACCCACAUAUGACGCUAUCUGAAAGAGUUAACAGGGGUUCCUUGCAUUCUGGCUACCCUCAGAACUCAGAAGGCUCAUCUUUGGCUGCAGCAUAUCAUGCAAAUGCUAGGCCUCAUCCUUUUGGUGACCCCAACCAGAGUUUAAAUUCCCAGUAUCAUUACAAGAGACAGCUAUACCAGCAACAGCAAGAAGAAUACAAAGAUUGGGCAAGCAGCGCUGCUCAGGGUGUGAUUGCUGCAGCUCAGCACAGACAGGAAGGAGCCAGGAAGAGCCCGAGACAACAGCAGUUUUUGGACAGAGUAAGGAGUCCUUUGAAAAAUGACAAGGAUGGAAUGAUGUACCUUCAGGGUAGCUCUUACCACGAUACUGGAAGCCAGGAUCCUGGGCGCUGCAUUAUGGGAAGCGACAGCGCACAAGGCAAGUGCACCGACCUAAAACAUGGUAACCAGAAGCUGCAGCCGCAUGAAUCUGGUUGGGACCUCUCUCGGCAGACUACGCCUGCCAAAGGCAGUGGCCCUCUUGGAGCAGCCAACCAAAAAAGAUUUUGCCCCCAAGAAAGCGAUGGGCACAGACGAGAGGAAUCUACGGAUUUGCCCAAGCCUAGCAAUGCCAUGCUCAGGCUCCCUGGCCAUGAAGACCAGUCUCCUCAAAAUCCCUUAAUUAUGAGGAGGAGAGUCCGUUCUUUCAUCUCUCCUAUCCCUACCAAAAGACAGCCACAGGAUAUGAAGAACAGUGGCAGUGAAGAUAAAGGGCGAAUGAUGACGUCAGCAAAAGAAGGAGCUGAUAAAGCAUACAACUCCUAUGCCCAUUCAUCUCAAAGCCAAGAUGUUGGCAAACCAGUUGCAAAGGGCGAUUCCUUCAAGGAUCUGCCAAGUCCUGAUGGUAGGAAUUGUCCUGCUGUUUCCCUCACAAGCCCGGCUAAGACCAAAAUAUUGCCCCCAAGAAAGGGACGAGGAUUAAAACUGGAAGCAAUUGUUCAAAAAAUUACAUCUCCCAAUAUUCGGAGAAGCGUUUCCACAAACAGUGCUGAAACUGGUGCAGAUGCUGUCACUCUUGAUGACAUCCUGUCCCUUAAGAGCGGACCUGAGGGAGGAAGUGUGUCUGCACAUGGGCUGGAGGCUGAGAAGAGAAAAGGAGAGAUGUUGUCAGAUCAAGCAGGGUCAGCAAGCCAGGACACAGCUAGUGAAAUAACUCUUGCACGAUCCUCAGAAGAAUGGCAAGGCAAUGAGGAUGAUAAAACCAAGAAAGACACCCCUGAAACUGCCAACGUUAGUAAAGAAGGAACAGGAUCCAGUGCAGCACCACCUCCUCCAAAGUCAGGUGGUCAGGGGAGGUCUGAUGGAUCCGUAAGCGGAACUGGAACUCUGGCCUUUCCAGACUCAAAAACGAUUUCCCCCUCCAGUGUGUUUACUUCUGAACCAAACCCAAAGCCUGAGGAAAAAGAUGGAGAUGUGACAAACAUUUCACCCAAGCCAGAUGGCUUCCCUCCAAAGGGAUAUUUUCCUUCUGGAAAGAAAAAGGGGAGACCAAUUGGAAGUGUGAACAAGCAAAAGAAGCAACAGCAGCAGCAGCAGCAACUGCCACCACCCCCACCACCUCCACCUGUACCUUCUCAGUCUUCAGAAGGGGUUGCUGGGGGUGAGCCAAAACCUAAGAGGCAAAGGAGGGAGAGGCGAAAACCUGCAGCACAGCCACGGAAGCGGAAGCCUAGACGGGCCGCUCCAAUUGUGGAGCCUCAAGAGCCAGAGAUCAAGCUUAAAUAUGCUACCCAGGCUGUGGAUAAAACUGACUCCAAGAAUAAAUCCUUUUUUCCUUACAUUCACGUGGUAAACAAGUGUGAACUAGGAGCUGUGUGCACAAUCAUUAAUGCGGAGGAAGAGGAGCAGAACAAACUGGUGAGGGGUCGGAAAGGACAGAGGUCUUCAACACCCCCUCCUAGCAAUGUGGAGAGCAAAGUGCUGCCCACCUCAACUUUCAUGCUGCAGGGCCCUGUAGUAACAGAGUCUUCAGUCUUGGGGCAUCUCGUUUGCUGCCUGUGUGGCAAAUGGGCCAGCUAUCGUAAUAUGGGUGACCUCUUUGGUCCUUUCUACCCCCAGGAUUACGCAGCCACCUUGCCCAAGAACCCACCUCCAAAGAGGGCCACAGAAAUGCAGAGCAAGGUCAAGGUACGGCACAAAAGUGCUUCUAAUGGUUCCAAGACAGAUACAGAGGAGGAGGAGGAACAGCAACAACAGAAGGAACAAAGAAGCCUAGCUGCUCAUCCCCGCUUUAAGAGGCGGCACCGCUCUGAGGACUGUAGUGGAGCCUCUCGGUCACUUUCAAGGGGAGCUUCUUGUAAAAAAGCAACCACUGAAGGUGGCAGUGGUGGUGAAAAGACUCCUUUGGACUCAAAGCCCUCUAUGCCCACUUCAGAAGGUGGCACUGAGCUGGAGUUACAAAUUCCUGAACUACCUCUUGACAGCAAUGAAUUUUGGGUCCAUGAGGGUUGUAUUCUCUGGGCCAAUGGGAUCUACCUGGUCUGUGGCAGGCUCUAUGGGCUGCAGGAAGCUGUGGAGAUUGCAAGAGAGAUGAAGAAAUAUUUUUGCAUCGGAAUUUCAUGCAUACUCACAGACUCCGUGUGAAGUACAGGAUGGUCUUCAUGGAUAAAGCACUUCGAGAAAAGUUAUUAAUGAACCUUCAUUGUUAAGGGUUGGAUCUCAGCCAGCUGCUUAGUGAUUAAAGUUUAAUUGCAUGAUGAUUAGUUUUCAUUAGUAAGUAAUUAGCAUUUAACAGCAGUCUUGUAUUGCUGAAGCUAUGGGUGAGCGUAAGUGGAUUGAGCCAUGUUGAGAAGGCAUGUAGCUGGAGUUGGGGGCACAGGGUUGCUUAGGGAAUAUGGGUUGUGAAUCUUGAUGUAGGAAUGAGUUGUUGAGGGAAACCAACUGCUGUGUAGAGCCAGGAAGGGAGAGGAACAGAAUUUGGAGCAGAAGAUCAAAGUGGUACAGCCUGGACCUAAGACACAGAGUCUGGCUGUGGAUGCUCCCUCACUGGGAGAACUUCUAAAAGAACAGUCUUCCUCAACAAGCCUGCUGAAGUUUCCAGUUGUGCUCUCAGUAACACUAGCUUCUCUUCCUACAGCCUCGUGGUUUGCCUUAGUCCAUUCUUCGCUCCAACUGAAGGCUUUUUCAAAAUCCCUUGUUAAAUUGUUGAAAUAGCCAUUUCUAGUGAAGCGGUUGUUCUUGAUUACUUUUUGCUGUAGUGUGGUAAGUUAGGGGAAGGAUGAGUGGAGGGUCCGGGUUCACUAUUUCAGAAGUGUCAAUGGAACAGUUAGGAACUACAGGGGUAACUUCAGCCUAGACUCUGUUACAGGUUCUAGGAGUCAUUCUUUUCUCCAGUGCCUUUCCUUCUCCCAGCACCACUGCUCUGAGUCUGAGCUAAUGGAGAGAGCUCAUCUGGCAGUAAACUGCCUCCACCACAUUUUUAUCAAUCUAUUUGUUAUUGUCUGGACCGACUUUCUUGACUCUUAGUGUCAGCAUUGAUACAGGGAAAAGCAUGAUAUGCCAUCCUGACUAACCUCAAGCAGGCAUUUCUCUGCAGUUAGAAGGAUUAAAAUAGCUCCAGUUUUUUUGAAAAGUUCAGUAGUGUUGAGACUAUGACUGUAUCUACUUUGGUUGUCUUCAGACUUCCUGAAUCAUUGGUAAGAGCAUGUUACAGCGUAGGACUUAGCAUACACUAGUGACUACCCAAGACUAGUACUGGAGUAGAAGAGCAUCGCUGGAGCUCUGUGUGUACCAGCUGUGCUGGUUUUUUCCCCCCUACCUAGGCUAGCAGUGUUAUAAAUAGAUUGCAUAUCUCUUCUGAGGGCUGCUUGCACAACUUCUCGUAGCUUAAAUACUUAAGUUUUACCUCAGUCAACUAGUUGUCCAUGUCCUAAGCUUUCUUUGUAUUUAAGCAAAAAAACAAAAAAAGGUUGGAGGUAAAAACUGAUUAUGUGGCCUUCACGUGGUAGUGACAUAUUUUUCCUAUUUCUUGCUUCUAUUUUUUUUUUUUGUGAUUCACAGUUAAAUCCCUUAAUUCAACACAUUUGUCAUUUCUAGUUUUUUCUGCCUUAGCAAAAUACCUGGCUCACUCUGAAAGUAAUGCAUCCUAUUUAUUUCCGUGGAAGCUACAGCAGGUACAAAGAGUGGGAUAACACUCUUGGGUAGAGCAAAAUCUCAGCUAUUUUUCAAUGUAGUCAGCACCAUUAGGAAUGCAUUUUUUGCUAGCAGUGAACAAGAACCUGUGUGCUGUGCUCAGAAAAAUCUACAUGGCCCUCCAGAACGUGGCUAUUGCUCUUGCCACUGCUGAAACACGCCACCCACCGCCUCGCUGUACUCACAUCUGCUGUUUGAUUUCCAUAACCGUUCAGCAAUCAUCGAUGAAUGUCAGUGAGUGCUGUUUUUUCCACAUGGAGGAAUUCACUGACACACCUUUGCUUCAUACACACUUCCAUGGCAGGCACCAUCCGGUCAGAAUGUCCCUCUGCUGCCCUGUGUCACACAGCAACAAAAUGGAUUAUUGGUGGGAAGGUUCAGCCUGUUCUGCUAUAUCACCACAAUCUGCCACUGACAUCAUGGGCCAACAUAAUAAAAUAAGCAUUACUUUCAGAAGUAGCCUUCAUACAGUUCUGUUGGUACUUUGCACUGAGCUGUUUUAACUGCAACUUCUCUUGCUCCUUUGACUCCUUCCUUACAUUAUUCUUACUUUCUAAGUUUAAGAAAAUCACUGAUGAUUACAGGAGAGUGUGGAGCUCAUAAAAGCUUUAUUAUGAAGGGAGAGAAAAAGUAUGUCCUGGCAUGAAUUUCUGAAAUAGAGACUUCCUCUAGAAGAUACUGCUGAUCUGUGUGAGACUCUAAAAAAAAGAGAGGGUAAGGCAAUUUCAGGUACUUCAGUUCAGUUUUGAGAGCUGUGGUUGUUUCAGAGCCCGUGCCUAUACUAUCACAGACUUGUCGAAAGUUGCACAGAGAACUGUUAAUUACUCAAUAAGAUGUGCUUUAAAAACACUCAUUUUGUGAUUAUCAAGACAGACUUGUAGAGUUCUUUGAGAAUUGAAACUGUAGUGUGUUUGAAAUAUUCAUAAUUAAAUUGCACAUUGGGGAGCUGGUACGAGCUUGUGUGUUUUAGUUGCGUACGUGAAAAGAGAGAAAGUUAAGUCACUCAAAAGUUUUUGUUCUAUCAUUGAGAUUCAUUUCCCUGAAAGAUGAUGAAGAUGUUAUUUGUUCAUCUGAUAUUAGUUUUCUAUUUUCUUGUAGAAAGUUAAAAUGCUGAAGGUGCAAGCUUGAAUGUACUGAUACUCUCCAUAUUUAUUAAAACUUGUUUUAUGGAGGAGGGUCUCCAGUCUCCAAGUUGAAUUUACCGCUGAGAUUUCAAGACUGGCACAAUGUGUAACCACUACUUUACAAUUGCUUUACAAGCAAUUUUUAGAUGUUAAUUUUAGGAAAUUGUUUACAUUAGAAUGAUUCCACUAGCUCCACUGUAGGUAUA